This is a messenger RNA of Brenthis ino (lesser marbled fritillary), 3006 nucleotides long. NCBI's taxonomy places the organism in Eukaryota, Metazoa, Arthropoda, Insecta, Lepidoptera, Nymphalidae. The record is from the annotation of a GenBank genome assembly.
AUGCAGCCAAAAAGGAUGCGCAUGAGGCAACCAUCUAAUCCCAGACUAUCACCAUCGGGUGCUACAUCACCACCACCAUCCGUCUCACCACCACCGUCACCAUCAGUUGCACCUUCAUCACCGACGUCGUCAUGUUCGGUGCCUUCGCCGGGAAUGUUUGUGGAAUGUUCCCCACCUUCGGCUUCAAACCCGCUACCCGACUCUCCGAUGCAGCAUCCAUCUCAACCUCCACGUCUUCACCCUCGGCAUCGACGAGAUAAGGAUAUCAAUUAUGGAAGCGAAGAUGACUCUGACAAGAGCGACGACGAGGACGCCCUAGGGUUUUCUGGCAUUCCAAGGGUGCUUCAGAGUAUUAUGGAAACACCUUUGGACCUGGAUGAGGAUGCCGCCGGAGAACCCACGUCCGCCCAGGGGGCGGACAUGGGUGGGUCAGACCCAGAGCCUGCCAGCGACCAUGCGCCCGCCGAUGUCCCUCCAACGGCGACGGACCAGCCUUGGAGCUGGGAAAAGAACAAGGACGGCAUACCGUCACAUGUUAAGUCUCUAAACCACUACCACACCAACGACGGUUAUCUUUUCAAAAGUCGUAUCGCGGCGUCAGCGUCCUGUAACAAACGGCAUUUCAUCAUGGAUAGAAACGAGAAACAUCCACGUACGCGGGGUGGUCCGCGACGCAGGAUGUUGGUGCGGGUUGGACGCGGUGGGUCACCACCGGUAGUGGAGGAGGUGCCUGUGGUGGCCGGUCCCAGUAGAGUCCGGGGACGUGGCAGGGCGCGCGUAAGCCGCACCAUUGCCCGACGCCAGCGCCCAGGACCUCUUAAUGUGCACGAACCAUCACCAUCGGUUGCAACACCACCAUCAUCAAUUAGUAUGGAUAAGACUAUGAAAAGGCGCAGAGGCCGCGCCAAUGCCCGACACGAGCGACCAGGACCUCACACUAUUCACGAAUUUGUGAUUCGCGACAUCGGCGAGUUACCGGAAGACCGGGGUCUCGAGACCGCCCUGCAUCCAAAAAGAAUGCGAACGAGGCAAUCAUCUAAUCCCAGACCAUCACCAUCGGCUGCUACAUCACCACCACCAUCCGUCUCACCACCACCACCAUCUGUCUUACCACCACCGUCACCAUCAGUUGCACCUUCAUCACCGUCGUCGUCAUGUUCGGUGCCUUCGCCGGCAAUAUUUGUGGUAUGUUCCCCACCUUCGGCUUCAAACCCGCUACCCGACUCUCUGAUGCAGCAUCCAUCUCCACCUAAACGUCCUCACCCUCGGCAUCGACGAGAUAAGGAUAUCAAUUGUGGAAGCGAAAAUGACUCUGACAAGAGCGACGACGAGGGCGUCCUAGCCUUUUCUGGCAUUCCAAGGACUGCAUCUGAUGCUUGGAAGCGAUUAUCUGACACUUUCGAAGACAAAGGUCUGUACAGAAGAGUACUAUUGCUUCGACAAUUACACCGUAUAGAAUUUAAUAAUUUUUCAAGCAUGUCAGACUAUAUUGAAGGCGUCAUGAAGUUGGUUGCACAACUCUCUGACAUUGGAAAGGUUAUAGAUGAUGCAGAAAUUGCCGAGAUUUUGUUGUCGGGUCUACCUGAAGACUUUAAUGUACUAGUUUCAAGCCUGGAGACUGCGAGCUUGACGAAGACACUCUCAAGUGAAGUUGUUCGCACUCGCUUACUCCAAGAAGAUCAUAGGCGCAAUAACAAUGGGAAUACUUCAGAGAAUUUAGCUUAUGCAGCUAACAACAAAAGAAGAUUUAAGAAUCUAGUCUGUACAUAUUGCAGAAAGAGCAACCAUACUAUUAAACAAUGUUUUAAGAGAAAACGUGAUGAAGCGAAGAAAAAGAAUGAAGAUCAACAUACACUGUUUGCAACUGCAUACUCCACUUCCCAUUUGAACGAGUUCAUCAUAGAUAGUGGAGCCACUGCCCAUAUGUGUGCUGACUCAACACUAGUCCAGGAUCCAGUGAACAAAAAAUGUGCUAUUACUGUUGCCAAUGGACAACAAUUACAAUGUGAAAUGGUUGGUAAAACUACUCUUUCUGAUAAUGUUUCUCUAAGUAAUGUUUUGUUUGUACCUGAUCUUUCUAAUAAUUUGAUAUCCGUCAGUGAGAUCACUAAUAAGGGUUAUGUUGUAACUUUCCAUAAGGAUUACUGUACUAUAUAUAGUGAUUGUAAAAUCACAGGCAACCAGGUUUUAUUUGCUAAUAAAAAUAAUGGACUCUAUAAAUUUAAGUUGCAAGAUCGGCCCAACCCUCGAGUAGGUCAUUCUAUGUCCCUUCAAUCUAGGCAAGGAACCAUGAGUGCCAAUGCUGCAGCUUGUGUACCUAUUAGUAUAUGGCAUAAGCGCUUAGGUCACCUGAAUCAUAAAGGUAUGUGCAUACUUGGUGAUGGGAAUCAGUGUGUGGGUGUCGUUUUUCAGCAUGAAAAUGAUGUGCCCGGCAGCUGCGUCUCUUGCCUUACCGGAAAGAUGCAUGAGUCAUCUUAUCCUAGGUCAAGUGGGGGACGUGCUGCUCAUCCGCUGGACCUGAUCCAUAGUGAUGAAGACCUUCGGUUACCUUAUGAAGCACAAAUCGGAAAUGGGACUACAAGCCUGCCUUUACAGUCACCACUAUCGGAUGUUUACCGUACUGCAAGUGAAGAUUCUACUGAGGAUGAUGAUGAUGAGGCUGAGGUGCUUUCUGGCUCUGAUGUCUCGCUGUCGCCCUCUUUAUCUCGAGGAGCAGAGCAGACUGCGUCUAAUGGUAACGACGUGUCUAUCUCUCGCCCUGUACGGAGUACCCGAGGUAUUAUUCCCGAACGUUAUAAAGAUUAUUAUUUAUCUUCAUUAUUGGCUGAUGUCAGCUCAUUGGAUGAGCCUUCUACUUACGACGAGGCGAUGAAUUCUCCGGAGAAGGAUGAAUGGCUUAAAGCUAUGAGAACCUUUCCACAUAAAAUCGAACUACCUAUCCUUUGUGUUAAAUAUUUGUUAAAACUUCUGUUUAGUACAUUUUGUGAUUUUUUUAUAGCUCAUGAG